Austrofundulus limnaeus is the source of this 521-nucleotide messenger RNA. RefSeq names its product calcium-dependent secretion activator 1. The record is from RefSeq and is a predicted model, not a curated record. Gene Ontology annotation, biological process: positive regulation of exocytosis; synaptic vesicle exocytosis; dense core granule exocytosis. Gene Ontology annotation, cellular component: glutamatergic synapse. Lineage: Eukaryota; Metazoa; Chordata; Actinopteri; Cyprinodontiformes; Rivulidae.
ACAACCUGUGCAACGGGAAGUUCCACAAACACCUCCAAGACCUGUACGCCCCUCUGGUGGUGCGGUAUGUGGACCUGAUGGAGUCAUCCAUUGCUCAGUCCAUUCACAGAGGUUUYGAAAGAGAAUCCUGGGAACCUGUCAAUAAUGGGUCAGCAACGUCAGAGGACCUCUUCUGGAAACUGGAUGCUCUGCAGACUUUCAUCAGUGAUCUACACUGGCCAGAAGAAGAGUUUGGCAAACACCUGGAAACCCGACUGAAGCUGAUGUCCAGUGACAUGAUUGAAUCCUGCAUAAAACGGACAAGGGAAGCAUUUGAAACAAAGCUUCAGAGGAGCAGUCGGGCCAUAGAUUUCCGUGUGCCACAGUCCAUCUGUACCAUGUUCAACGUCAUGGUGGAUGCCAAGGCUCAAUCAGCUAAACUGUGUGCAAUGGACCUGGGGCAGGAGAGACAGUACCACUCCCAAAUUGACCAUCUUAUUGAAGAGACAGUGAAGGAGAUGAUAACUCUGCUGGUUGCUAAG